AUGCUCAGAAAAAAAUUGACCAAGUUCUGGAUAUCAAGGAAGAAGGCCAUUCACCUCCUUCAAAAGAUACAAAAGACUCAAAGAAAGUGUCAUCUAAUGAAUCAAGUUGGACUACAUGGUUAUCUUUUGAUGGUUCCUCUGAAGAGAAACCUCUCUUAUGUUAAAUGCCUGAUUGAAGAAGCCAUGGAAGAGACUCGGUCAGACCAUAGUGACAGUCACUCCAAUUCAGCCGACCGUUCAGAAAGCUCCAAAACAGAAUCGGAACAUAACAGUGAAAAAAGUAUCAGUGGACAUGAUUCUGGGGAUGAGAUUGACACGACGACAUCAUCUGAUAUUGAAAUCAUAUCUACACCCACCCCGAAUGGGGAACGGGGAGAACAUUUAUUUGAUCUAUCCCCUUUGCGACUGACUUUGCAUAAAUCUUUGCGGAGGCAUAGUCCAGUUCAUAGCCAUUAUCGGUCAGAUAGCCAGUCUAGUUCAAGUACAUACAGCAAGUGUGGAGAGUCUGACCAGCUAAGUCCAAGAAGAGACAGUUUAGAAAGGCAAGAUUUAGAAUCGGGUGAUGAAAGUAAAGAAGUGACAUCAACUAUAACUAAAGAGCACUCUGAAAAUUACGAACAGAUAAAAUCAAAUGAAAACACAGUCAGUGAAAAGGACCCUUGCCAUCCAGACAAAUUAUUAAAGCUGGAAGUACAACCUAGACAGACUGUGGAGUUCUGUAAGAAACUAGCAGAAAUGUCUGAAAUUCUUCAGCAUCGUGAGAAUAAGCUUGUGCAACUAAGCCGAGAAAACAAUGAUCUUCUGGAAAGCAACAGUAUUCUACGGAACCAACUUCUCCAAUGUGAAGAGACACGCGAGUCAGAAAUGGCUGAUGUUAAUGCACUAACACAAGAGUUUACCAUACGUAUUGGAGAAGCAGAGAAGAAACUACAAACUGUUCUUAAGGAAAAAGAAAGUUUGAAAGUUCAACUGCAACAAACAUUGGAAGAAAAUUCUCAAAACCAAAACCUUGAUGCAACCUACAAAGUAAUGGUCAAAGAAAAAGAUGAACAGAUUACUGAACUUUUACAAGAAGGGGAAAAAUUAUCCAAGCAACAGUUGCAGUGUAACAACAUCAUCAAAAAAUUGAGAGUUAAGGAAAAAGAAAGUGAUUCUCUCAUUUCCACUCAAAAGAAAAAACUUGAAGAACAAAAGAACGAACUUGAACGUUUGAAAGUUGUCUUGGAUUCAAAAGAAGAUAUGGAAAAAAAGCAAACAGAAGCCAUAGCCAAAUUGAAUUCUGCAGUUUUGAAGCAAGAUCGUGAUAUAAUCAAAAUGAAGAGUGACCUUGAAGAUGCUCAAGAAAAAGCUCGAGGUUUGCAAGUUGCCCUGGAUAACUCUUACAAAGAGAUUGCUGAAUUGAAUAAAUCAAAUGCAGCUCGUGACAGCAAAGUGCAUGAAGCUGUUCUCAGUGCAGAGAUGCAAGCCCGAGAUGAGUAUCAUCUCAAUAUGGAGAAAGAACGUAUGAAAAGUCGACUAGAAAAAGAAUCCCUUAUAAUGCAGAUUGAAGAUCUACGAAUGAGCCUAACGCGGAUGGAAAAGGAAUAUGGACGUCGUGAAGAUUUGUUAAAACGAGAGAUUGCUGACUUACAGCAGAGAUCCCAAGAAGAUGAGGCUCGUAAUCAAGACUUGACAAACAAUGUUACAUCAGCCACCCGUCCCUUGCUACGACAGAUUGAAAACCUCCAAUCAACGUUUGCUGCACAAUCAGCUCUGUGGGAGAAAAGAGAGAAAAGUCUCAUGGACAAAAUUACUGAAAUCAACAACCAAUUGGCCGUGGCCACUGAAAAGGACCAUAUUGCCACAGAAAAGGUGCAAGAUCAGUCUGCUAAAUUAAAAGCUCUAGAAACUCAAAUAUCCAGUAUUCGUCAGGAAAAGUCUCAACUCACUGCCAUGCUGGAAAUGGAAAAAUCCAAAUCAGAGAUGUUGGAGGAUAGCUAUAACAAUGCUGCAGCCCAACUUGAAGCUGUAAAGCAACAAAUGUCGAAUGAGAUUCAGGAAUUGAAAAAAGAGAAGGUUUAUCUUGAAACUCAGCUGGAAAUUGAGAAGACCAAAGUGGACACAGAAAAGAAGAAACUGAUCCAAUCACUUGAGCAAAUGAAAGAAAUGGAAAAAAGUUUUUAUUCUCGGGGGAGUCCAUCACCAAUUUCCUCUCACCGUGGUAGUCCUGGCAUCCCUACUGACAACCUUACUCUAAGAUCAUCCCCUUUGUCAAUCAGUGCAUUAUCUCAGGAUGAUCUCUUAGAGAAAAGUUUGCUGAUAGCCGCUGUUGCUUCAACAUCCAAUGGGAACAAGUCAAGUCUGUAUGAAAGUCUGCGUCAGGGUGGUGCAGCUAGUCUCCUGGAAAGUCUGCAGUCUCAGUUAAAACAGAAAGAGGGAGAAAUUAACCAAUUGCAGGAAGACAUUAGUCAAUUAGAAAAAACAAGGGAAUCUAUGGCUCGAGAACUUGUAAAUUUGUCUAACUUAAAUGAAGAUCUCCAAGAACAGGUGAAAGAACUUCCAGAAAUUAAAGAAAAACACUCAGAUUUAUUUCAACGCUACAAUGCCUUAUUACAAAUGUAUGGUGAGAAAGUUGAAGAGGCAGAAGAAAUGCGAAUGGAUCUUCAAGAUAUCAAGAAAAUGUACAAAGAUCAGAUUGACCAUCUAUUGGCCAAAUGA
This is a messenger RNA of Acanthosepion pharaonis, 2697 nucleotides long. The record is from the annotation of a GenBank genome assembly. NCBI's taxonomy places the organism in Eukaryota, Metazoa, Mollusca, Cephalopoda, Sepiida, Sepiidae.